UAAGAGUAGGUUCUUUGGAGCCCCACGGCCGACUCAGUGAUCGGAGAAGUGACGUUCAGCCCUCUUCCCGAAUCAAUGACCUGAGGCAAACGUCCCCUCGUCUCCUCAAGGCUCUGGCCUCCGCUUCUCCGGCCUGUCGCCUGGGCCCGCCGGGUCUCGAGGGUUCCUUGCGGCGCCCCGCCCCCAGCCCCUCAUUGGCUCCCUCGGGGCACGUGAGCGAAGAGGGCGUGCUCGCGGCGGCGUGGUCCGGCGGCGGCACCUUGCAGCCUGUGGGGAUGAGAGGCUGGGCGGCCUCGGGCCUGGGCCCGCAUGGACCCCCUGGCGCUUGGCCGGUGGCGACGGCGGAGGCCAGAGGAGCUGCAGGUUCUGGGGGACGCGAAACGGGCAUGCAGGAGAUUAGAAGCAGCGGCGCAGGAGUGGGGCUGCCCCCAGGUGAAGGUGCGCGUGCCCGCAUCCUGGGGCAGCAAGGAGCCCGAGUCACCAGAUGCCCAGCCCAGAGGCCACCUCCUUGCACCGAGGCCAGACGGUGGCCAGGGGCGACCAAGCGUGGGGGUUCCUCAGGACGGUGGAAAGAGCUGGGCCCAGCCUUGCCCAAGAUGCAUUGCGGGGGAGUCUGUGUCGCAUCUUCCCUCCAGCUACACCUCGGAAGAGCCAACCCCAUUGCGUAGAGGACACAUCGCUAGAAGCUUUCAUUUCCGCAGCAGUCCCUGCGGUGGGCUGUGUAGCCAGGCCGUCCUCUGGGAACUCAGACACUGUACAGUGAUUCACACCCAUAUGGAGCCACGUCACUUCUCGCUCGGGUCGUCAGAUACAGGCCAUGGAGACGUUGGAUGCUCACGACACCACACAGCCAGAAGGCAGCUGCCGAUGAGCGAGGAGCCCUCCUCUCAGGGAUGGAAGACGAGCAGGUGCUUCCUUCCCCAGGCAGGGGAGGCUAAACCAAGCCCAGGACUGCGGGACCACGGGAAGGAGGUGGAAGGAGAUAUUUUGCAGACAGAACAGGAGAAGCCAUCUGACCACACCUGCAGAGAUUUAGAGGGACGCGGCCACGAGCCAGCGAAGCCGGCAGCCUCCAGGAGCUGGGAGAAGCGAGGAACGGAUAAUGGAUUUUCCCCUCGUGAUUCCAGAGGGAGCUCGGCCCUGCUGACGCCUGACUUCAGCCCGGUGAUCAGUGUAGGUUCACAUGCAGUUGUAAAGAAUAGUGCAGAGAGACCCUGUGUCCGCUCUACCUGGUCUCUCCUCAUGACGACGUCUUACACAACUGUGGAUCUUUUGCAGAGCAACAUCUUAUGUUCACACGAAACCCUGUACAUGAAUGUUGGUAGCAGCUUUAUUCGUAACAGCCUAAACCAGGAAUCAGCCCAGAUGCCGACUUCAAUAGGACGGGAAGAGAGAUGGACGAACAGCAAUGUUCUGAGCUGGAGAGUGGUUUCCAUCUUCCAUUCUAUCAAGGUGUACAGUGGCCAAUGAGAGCACACAGAUGUGGACCGUGACAGAUGAAAUGGAUGCUGAUUUUUAUGUGGCUGAGAGAACUGGGCUUAACCUGUGAGAUCCAUGGAAGGCUUUCCCAAUGCAAACAUCACCAAGCUGUUUCCUGUUUCUUUCGCGUGUCCGGCUGUGACACUACAUCUCCCGCUGCAUGCGGGCAGGGCUUCCUCACCACACCUCACACACAGCUGAGCCUGGCCUACAUGAAUGUUUGGGGGUGGGGGGAAGGGAGGGCAGUGGAGGGGCAGCAGUCACUGUAUCCAGUAAGCGAGGCACAGAGAAAGUCAAUGGCUUCUACUCAAGGAUACCUCUCUGCCAAUACUGGUGUGUAAAAAUGAGGCCAUGGGGGGCCUCCUCUCAACGGCUGAGCUCUCUGAGUUUCUCUCCAUAAAAAUGACAGGUUUGCUCCAAGCACCCCAUCAGAUCAUGUCAUUUCCCUCACGCACCCACCAGACCUACACCAUUCCUCUCCCAGGCCCCUGACCCCUGAAUCACUACCUACGUGGCUAAAUGUUCUCCAUCCAUUCCUCAUUCAUGUAUAUAUAUAUUCGUAUAUAUGUACAUAUAUAUAUAUAUGUAUACACACAUAUAUAUCUCCCUUGAGGACCUACCAAGGGUGAGCCCAGGCUCCUUAGUCGAGCGGUGGCUCAGGAGGAGAGAGGUGCCACAGAGCAGUGGGCACCUGCAGGGCGGCAGAGGCUCACGGGCACAUUCGGAGAAGGAACCCUGGCGACAGCAGCCUUUGGGGGACGGGAGCAGGCAAGACUGUAGGGCGUGGUGUGGGAACUUGGGGUUAAACAGCAAGAAGGAAGGUUGGACAGCAAAGGGUCACCAAGCCAUCACUAGAGGAUGGAACCCCUCCCUUCAGCGCCCCCCUGUCAGCACCCCACCCCCAUCAUUCCACAGCCGACCUGACCAAACUGAGCAGAGGCAGUUUCAAGGCUCCAUGCAUGCAAAGUGAUUUCAAGACAUUGGACCCCCCCCCCCCGCGCUUCCCCCUUUGCCUCUGAAGGCACACGUGGCUGCACCUUGUAAGGACCAGAGCUCUGGAGUCCAGCGCUGGGGCUGGAGUCGCAGCCUCCUGGCAGUGUGACCAGGACAUGUCCUCCGUCUUUUCUGUGCAUGUGCCUAUCUUGGGGUGCUGGCACAUAACAUCCAAUACAUGUGAGCUGCUUUUAAAAACAUGGGUAAUUUUAUGUCCUAAAAUACUGCAUACUGCUUAAAUAGUUUCAUGCUGGCUCACAUUAAAAAUGAUUCCCAAGUGAAGAUGACAAGGGGGAAAUAUUCGUUAUUUAGUUCUUUUCUUACAUUAAGCUAUCAUAAUAAAGUACAUUUCUGGGUUGCA
This is a messenger RNA of Delphinapterus leucas (beluga whale), 2833 nucleotides long. The record is from RefSeq and is a predicted model, not a curated record. NCBI's taxonomy places the organism in Eukaryota, Metazoa, Chordata, Mammalia, Artiodactyla, Monodontidae.